AUGUCAUCUCAAGGCAUCCGCAUCGCCAUUGACCGUGGUGGCACCUUCACAGAUGCAUGGGCCGAAGUCCCCGGCCGACAAGAGCACAUCGUCUUCAAGAUCCUCUCAGUGUGUCCUGAUGAGUACGAUGAUGCUCCCACAGAAUGCAUUCGCCAGAUCUUAGAGAUCGCCCUAGACACAACAAUACCCAAGGGCUCAUUACUAGACCUUGCGCCGAUUGAGUCCAUUCGUAUGGGUACCACAGUCGCUACCAAUGCCCUUCUCGAAAGAAAGGGUGAUCGCGUAGCAUUCCUUGCUACAAAAGGGUUCCGAGAUGUUCUUCUUAUCGGAAACCAAGCUCGACCAGAUCUCUUUGAUCUUUCGGUCCGUCGCUUGAAGCAACUCUACGAAACUGUCGUGGAGAUUGAUGAGCGAGUCACCAUUGAAGGUGCAAGCGAAGCGCCAUCAAAUGGCCCAAUCGACGUCUCUUCAGAUCCAGCGCUUGUAGUUGGUCAGACAGGAGAAGUCGUCAGGAUCAUGAAGAAACCAGAUCUUGAUGCUGUCCGCGCCGAUCUUGAGGAACUUAAAGCUCAAGGCUUCAAGAACCUGGCCAUCGGCCUCAUGCACUCAUAUACAUACCCCGACCACGAGCUACAAGUAACAAAACUCGCUGAAGAAAUGGGCUUCAAAGUCUCCGCUUCUUCGGUCCUGCAGUCCAUGGCCAAGUACGUGCCGCGCAGUCAAUCGGCCGUCGCAGACGCUUACCUCACACCCAUGACGUUCGCCUACCUAGAUGGUUUCCGCAAGAACUUCAAGGGUCAGCUGGAAGACGAGAGUGCUAACAAGCUCCUCAUCUGCCAAUCUGACGGCGGUUUGACAAGCUGGUCCAAGUUUACUGGCUUGAGGGGUGUUCUCAGUGGUCCUGCUGGCGGUGUUGUCGGUCUAUCGAGGACCUGCUACGACGAUGCUGAUGGCACUCCUGUGUUGGGCUUCGAUAUGGGCGGUACCAGUACAGAUGUCGCGAGAUACUCUGGUGCUUUGGAGCAUAUAUUUGAGAACACUUUGGCUGAAGUGACUAUCCAAACUCCGCAAUUGGACAUCAACACAGUCGCUGCAGGCGGUGGCUCAAUUCUGUCUUGGGAGAACGGACUUCUGAAGGUCGGUCCCAGCAGCGCUGGUGCGAAUCCAGGUCCCGCAUGUUACGGCAGAGGCGGUCCCUUGACUGUCACAGACGCCAAUUUCCUCCUCGGACGUAUCAUUCCUGACUUCUUCCCCCGCCGACUUGAUCGCGAUGUUGUGAGGGAGAAGUUCGCUGCUCUCACAGAGAUCGUCAACAAGGAGAAGGAGGGUGGUGAGCCAUUCACACCCGAGACUCUGGCCCUCGGCUUCCUUGCAAUUGCGAAUGCGACAAUGACACGACCCAUUCGAACACUCAGUGAAGGUCGCGGAUACGGCGCUUCCAGCCACAACUUGGGUUCUUUUGGCGGUGCUGGUGGACAACACGCUGUCUUUAUCGCUCGAGAUCUCGGUAUCAAGCGCGCCAUCAUCCCAUGCUACUCCAGUAUCUUAUCCGCUUACGGCAUGGCUCUCGCUGAUGUCGUUGUCGAGAACCAAGAACCUUCCGCCAUCACCUUCUCCGAAGAAGUCGUCCCCGAGAUCAAAGCCCGUCUUGAGUCCCUCUCUUCCAAGGGCGCACUGGGUCUCGAGUCGCAAGGCUUUGAUGCUAAGACAACUGAGCAUGAGUACUUCCUCAACAUGCGCUAUCAAGGAAGCGAUACCUCCCUCAUGAUCCCUGUAUCUGAGAAUGUAGGAGAUGCAGGCGUUGCUUUUACUGCUAGACAUACUCAAGAGUUCGGCUUCUCUCAAUCGCGCAACAUCCUCAUCGAUGACGUUCGUGUUCGAAGUGUCGGCAAGUCUCGCGUUCUCAAUAUAUCCAGUCCCUUCGAGGAGCUAAAGAAGUACCAAUCCGAUGGUCUUACUCCCGUCCCUACACCAAUCUUUUCUCGAAAGAUCUUCUUUGAGAAUCACGGCUGGACGGAAACUCCUGUUUAUGAGCUCAAGUCCAUGUCUCCUGGUGUUCACAUAACCGGUCCUGCGAUGAUCAUCGACAAGACUCAGACGAUCGUGGUUGAUCAUCUCAGCAAGGGUGUCAUUCUUCCCGAGCAUGUUAUCCUUGAGGUUGACAAGGCUGAGAAGCAGAAUGUUGCGACUGAAACUGUCGAUCCUGUUACGCUCAGUGUUUUCGGACAUCGCUUCAUGACUGUCGCUGAGCAGAUGGGCCACACCAUGGAGAAGACCUCGAUUUCUGUCAACAUCAAGGAGAGAUUAGAUUACUCAUGCGCCAUCUUCUCUGCUGAUGGAGGUCUUGUCGCCAAUGCGCCUCAUGUCCCCAGUCAUCUUGGCUCAAUGAGCACAGCCAUCGCAUACCAAGCUCAGCGAUACAAGGCUGGUGAAUUGAAGCCCGGCGAUGUCAUCAUCAGCAACCAUCCUCAAGCCGGUGGCACUCAUCUCCCCGACAUCACCACCAUCACACCCGUGUUCGACGAUGAAGAGAACCCCAAGGAGAUCAUCUUCUUCGUCGCCAACCGCGGUCAUCACGCAGAUAUCGGUGGUAUCGUUCCUGGUUCCAUGCCUCCCAACUCCACUGAGCUCUGGCAAGAAGGUGCCGCUAUCGAGUCCUUCAAGAUGAUCAACGAGGGUGCCUUUGAUGAAGCUGGUCUUAUUAAACGUCUCUACGACGAACCCGCUUCGUUCCCUGGCUGUAGCGGUUCUCGUACUCUGACGGAGAACAUCGCUGAUCUCAAGGCUGCGGUUGCUUCUAACCAGAAGGGCAUCGAGUUGAUCAGAGCUCUUAUUAAGGAGUUCACUUGGCCUGUUGUUCAGCUGUACAUGCAUGCUAUUCAGGACAACGCUGCUCAGUCUGUGCGCGAUCUCCUUAAGCAAUUUGGCGCGAAGCAUGAGGGCGGUGUUCUUGAAGCGACAGAGUAUAACGACGAUGGUAUCCCCUUCAAGCUCAAGGUUACCAUCGAUAAAGACACUGGGGAUGCUGUUUUCGACUUUACAGGCACUGGACCUGAACAUUCUGGUAACCUCAAUGCACCACCAACAUGCUCCUACUCCGUCAUCAUGUACUGCCUCCGCUCCAUGAUCUCCAAAGGAGACAUUCCCCUCAACCAAGGCUGCCUCAAGCCCAUCAAACCGNNCGGCUGCGGCGGUACCGACCCCGUCACCGGCGAAGUCACCAAGGGCUUUGGAUACUACGAGACCAUCUGUGGAGGUGCAGGCGCUGGAUUGGGUUGGCAUGGUGCUAGUGCUGUUCAUACGCACAUGACGAACACAAGGAUUACGGACCCGGAGAUCUUGGAGAAGAGAUAUCCCGUUAUUCUGCAUGAGUUCUCUAUUAGACGAGGUAGUGGCGGAGAUGGGAAGUGGAGGGGUGGUGAUGGUUGUGUGAGAGAGAUGGAGUUCCGUAUGCCUUUGCAGGUCUCUGUUCUUACGGAUCGACGGGUUACGGCGCCUUAUGGUCUUGAGGGUGGUAAGGAGGGACAGAGGGGGCAGAAUAUUUGGGUGAGGAAAGAUCCUGUCACGGGAGCUAUGAGACAGGUUUCGCUUGGCCCGAGAAAGACUUCGCAUUUCGCGGCGGGGGAUAGGAUUAUCAUUCUGACGCCUGGUGGUGGAGGGUAUGGGUUGGUUUCGCAGACGAAGGAUGAGGUUGCUGUGCCGGAGAGAGAUUCAAGAUCGUUUUUGACGAAUGGUAGUCUGGGAGUCAGGCAUAGUAUUGCUACUGGAAACUAG
Molecule: messenger RNA, 3774 nt
Organism: Fusarium tjaetaba
Lineage: Eukaryota; Fungi; Ascomycota; Sordariomycetes; Hypocreales; Nectriaceae
Product: 5-oxoprolinase (ATP-hydrolyzing)
Exons: 3
Coding region: 1-3774 (1257 amino acids)
Biological process (GO): glutathione metabolic process
Cellular component (GO): cytosol
Molecular function (GO): 5-oxoprolinase (ATP-hydrolyzing) activity
Source: RefSeq, a predicted model, not a curated record